Gasterosteus aculeatus aculeatus (three-spined stickleback) is the source of this 6924-nucleotide messenger RNA. It is a transcript of the gene fhip1b, whose product is annotated as FHF complex subunit HOOK interacting protein 1B. NCBI's taxonomy places the organism in Eukaryota, Metazoa, Chordata, Actinopteri, Perciformes, Gasterosteidae. Gene Ontology annotation, cellular component: FHF complex. Gene Ontology annotation, biological process: lysosome organization; early endosome to late endosome transport; endosome to lysosome transport. The record is from RefSeq and is a predicted model, not a curated record.
AGAUGGCUGCGGCAAAGGGGACGAGUGCUUGAGGAGCCAUCGGAUGGGAUGUUUAUCUGCCUGUAACAGGAUGCACAGCAGCCCGAACGAGGGAGUGGUCACCGCGUUAGCUCCUCCGGCUCGCUGGGGUCUAAGUCGACAGUCUUCUCCCGGUUACUCCCGCUCCGGUGCCCGGUUGGCUGCGCUGACAUUGUGGAAUUCGUUAGCAACCCACCAGCGCUAGCUAACUAACUAGCCACCGGCUAAGUUAGCGGGUAUCUGUGGAAAUCACGAGCGCAACACAACUGGGGAGAGUCACACAAAUACCACAGCGCUGAGUCCCCCCCCCCUCCCCCUCACUGGCUAUGGGGUGGUGCUGGCUCCAGACCGGAUGACGGGGUCCACGGGGCGGACGGGGUCACACCCAAUCUAAAGCAGCGGGCUCUUCUUCCUGCACGCCGACUGGCAGUGACAGCUCCUCUUGCAGAAGACCGCCCUCCCCUCCCACGCCGACCCCCCCCCUCCCCCCCUCCCGCCUCCCCCCCCUUCUUGAUUCCUCGCCGGUGAGUGCUGUUGUGGCAGCGUGCGAACCCGCCUGUCGCCGGCUGCCAGCAUGAGCUGGCUGAGCAGGUUGAACCCGCGGGGCCCCGGAAGCCGGGCCGGCCGCAGCGCCGCCCCCUCCGGCCCCUGCACCGCCGACCCGGAGACCUGCCUCAUGGUGUUUGAGAACCACUGGAGACAGCUGUCUUGGGUGUUUGUUGUACUAGAACCGUCUUUCUGUUAGAUUAUCUGAUUGCCGCGAGGAACCACACCUACAGUUCUAAUGCCUCCUGCGGAGGAGCGGCCCGCCGAGACCCCCGAGGGCGGCGCUGGCAUCGGCGGCGUCGGCGGCGUCGUGGCGCCCAUGGGCCCCAUCCUGGAGCUGGUGGUCACGGAGAACAUCCUGGAGCGCCUGGUGCAGUGGCACCUGCGCCGCGGCCUGGACCCGGACAGCCAGGGGGCGCUGCUCAAGCUGUUCGAGAUGCUCAUCGGCCAGUCGCAUCAGCCGCUGCUGCAGCACACCGCCGUCCUCCACCCGCUGCUGAGGCUGCUGGGAGCGUGCGCCGACCCGGACCUGGGUUGUCCCGCCGCCCUGGAGAACAGCCUGGUGCUGCUGCUCAACCAGGUCUGCGUGUCCGUGGCCCGCCAGCCUGUGGUUCUGGAGAUGUUGUUUCGGGCGGCGCCGGCCCAGCAGGGCUCCACCAAUCUGCUCAUCUUCUCGCUGCUGGUGCCGUUCAUCCACCGGGACGGAGCCAUCGGGCAGCAGGCCCGCGACGCGCUGCUGCUGGUCAUGGCGGCCUCGGCCAGCAACGAGUCGGUGGCGCGCUACAUCGCCGAGAACUCCUACUUCUGCCCGGUGCUGGCGACGGGCCUCAGCGCUCUCUACUCCUCUCUGCCCCGGAAGAUGGAGGUGCACGGGGACGACUGGCACGCCCUGCGGCGGGAGGACUGGAUGGGCGUGUCCUCGCUCGUGCUCUUCAUGAACUCGCUGGAGUUCUGCAACGCCGUGGUGCAGGUCGCUCACCCGCUGGUCCGCUCCCAGCUCCUGGACUACCUCCACAACGGCUUCCUGGUGCCCGUCAUGGGCCCCGCCCUGCACAAGUCGUCGGUGGACGAGAUGAUCGCCAGCACCGCCUACCUGGACCUCUUCCUGCGCAGCGUGUCGGAGACGUCCCUCCUCAAAACCUUCCUGCGCUUCAUCCUGCUGCAUCGCCACGACAACGACACCAUCCUCGACACGCUGCUCACGCGCAUCAGCAGCAAUUCACGGCUCUGCAUGGUGUCCUUGGGCCUCUUCCGGACCCUUCUGUCCCUGAACUGCGAAGACGUAAUGCUGCAGCUCGUUCUCAGGUAUCUACUGCCCUGUACUCACGUCAUGCUGAGUCAGCGCCGUGCCAUCAGGGAGACGGACCUGUACGGAAGGUCGGCCGACAAGUUCCUGUCGCUGAUCCCAGAGUGCUGCCGGCUGAAUGCUGAGCGGGACGAGGACGGCCCCUUCUGGGGCAAAGUGAACAGUCCCAGCACAGAGUCCCCAGCGCCGCCCAGGCCCAGCACCCCGUCCCGCCUGGGCUUCUUCAUGCGCCAGCAGAGCAGCGGAGGCGGACCCGGGGGAGGAGCUCCCUCCACCCCCGCGGAGCAGUCGGGCGCCGCGGCCUCCCGCCCCCUGUCCCCCGACAGCCCCAUGCACCAGCAGCAGGCCCACGCCGAGUGUCUGGACUGGGACUCGGGUUACCUGGAGUACCUCAAAGACUCCCGCCGGGGCAUCGAGAUCUGCUCCUGGGCCUGCCGCGACUGGUCGGCCCCCUACGACGGCGAGGACCCUUCGCCUAGCGCCGCCCCUCCGCCCCCGCCUCCCCCCGCCUCCAACCCCACCAUGGCUAUGUUCCCCGAGCACUUCUCCCUCCAGCCAGGGGGAAGCAGCAGCAGCGGCGGCGCCGCCCCCCCCCCGGCGCAGCAGAAGGCGGCCGUGGUGGCGGCCGCGCGCUCCGAGUGGAGCAGCUCCCAACGGGACAGCGGCGAGUGGGACGUCACCAUCGGCAAGAACAGCUGCAUCAGCCUGACGCCCCGCUCCAAGAAGCGCAGCCUGCAGAGGGAGGAGGUGCUGCCCAAGCCCGCCGUGCCCCGCCUCGUCCCGGCCCCUCCCUCCUCGUCCCCGGACGCUCCUUUAGCGGCCUCCCACGCCGCCUUGUCCCCGGCGCCUCACAACCCCGCCUCUGCCGUCGCCGUUUACAACGGAACGGCGGGGCGGGAGGACGGCGGCUCGGACAGUCGGGACAGAGGGCUGGAGGUGAAGAAGGUGAAGAGGGACCUGGGGGAGCCGCAGUACUUGGACGAAAACGCCAAUCAAAACGGGUCCCUCGUCAGCCCCCCCCCGCAGUCUCUCUUCACCGACGGCGAGUCGCCCCGCCCCGAUCCGAGUUCCCCGCCGAGCCCCGUCGGCCAGCCGCAGGCCGGCGACGCCGGCCACCCGCGCCUCAACUCCCCCGACCUCCCGGAGGCCGACCUGACGCAGCAGUCCAUGGAGAGUCUGAUCCGGGAGCUGUUGGAGCAGGCGCCGGAGGAGGCGCAGACCCCCGCAGACCCCAACGGUCAGGGCAUCAGCAUCGAGGCCUUCACACAGGAGCUGAGGGAGCUGGAGGACCGCGUGAGGGAGCGCAGCCGGGCGGCCGGGCAGCAGGAGGAGACCGCCAAGGAGCGCCUGUCCUCCGAGCAGCCGCCGGCCCCUGACCCACAGGCGAAGCCCACGGGGGACGCAAAGGGGGACGGCGUCGCGGUCGCGCCCUGCAGUCCCGCCAGAUCGCUGAGUCAGCCCGCGUCUCAGCCGUACACAGGUCCGUUCAUGGUGGUUCUGUUUGCCAAGCUGGAGAACAUGCUGCAGAACUCGCUGUACGUCAACAUCCUGCUCACGGGCAUCGUGGCCCAGCUGGCCUGCUACCCUCAGCCCCUCCUGCGCUCCUUCCUGCUCAACACCAACAUGGUCUUCCAGCCCAGCGUCAAGUCGCUGAUCCAGGUUCUAGGUUCUGUGAAGAACCGCAUCGAGGCCUUCGCGGCCUCUCAUGAGGACUUUCCCGCCAUGCUGAGGAAAGCCCAGCAGUACCUGGUGGCCCGAGGCAAAGUGGACUGGGCCGACUCGCCCGCGGUUGUUCCCACCCUGCGGCGCUCCGAUUCAUUAGUGAAGAGCCGCAAGCCGUCCCUCGGGGACCUGAUCCUCCGCCACACCAACAGCCCGACCCGGGCCCGCAACGCCGCCCAGCUGGCCCUCGCGCACGUGCGGGACGGCAGCCAAUCGCUGCACAGCGCCUUCUUCAAGGGCGGCGGGGCCGGGGGGGCCUCGGGCCUGGAGAAGCAGGCGGAGGCGCUGCGGGUGAAGAACGCCGUCUACUGCGCCGUCAUCUUCUGCGAGUUCCUCAAGGAGCUGGCCGCCCUGGCUCAAGAGCACGCCGUCACGCUGCCUUUCCCCCACAGCCAGGAGGCCGAGGAAUGAGAGGAGGGAGGGACGCUUGGAAUCCAGCCGCGGGCCGGAGCAUCGGGACUCUAAAGGCAGGAUUCUGAUCACUAUAGGACGCCUGCAAGACUGGAAGAAUUUCCCUCAGCUGUAAACUGAACGCUGUUGUGCAUAUCUUGUAUUAUAUUUACAUUCUAUACAGACGAUCUCAGUAAACGCUCGAGAUUAGGGAGCUUGUACAUAUACAGGAAACACGCGUCGGUGCUAGUGUCUCCGUGUUGAAAGUGGAAAACAGUGCGGACUAAAAAACGGUUAGAGGGGGGAAAAAAAACAACCUUGAAUGCGUCGACACAUCAAUCAACCGUAAAGGGAUCCAUUAGGGAGGAAGUGUCCGCUUUUAUUCUGAAGGCGAUGAGGAAAAAAAGAGCCACGUCCUGUCCUGUGGACAAAAUAACUGGAAAAAAAGACUUUGGGGUAAUGAAAACCAUUUUUUUACAUUUUUAAAAAAUAUAUUUUGUUUGUCUUUUACAUCUGCACCUUUUUCUAGACCGAUCAGCAUCGUACCGGAGCGCGUUUUAUUUGAAGUCUCUCUCCAUAGGAACAAAGGUUGACUGCGUCUCUCCGGGCCGUCAGCCAUUCACCUGGUGCCAUGAAGGAGGCCGAGGGAUUCGGGAAGGCUUUGCACGCUGGGUACCUUUUUAUGUGUCAUAUCUUCUUUCUUUUUUUUAUUCAAAGACCCGAGGGUCUGCGAGAAAAUACAUACGGCGGGAAGGGAAUUUUUAUUUUUAUUUUCAUCUCCGGACCGUUGGCAUGAUUUCCAUUUUCAAACUGACAUUUGAAAAAGGUCACGAGGCUUUCUCUGACUUUUAAGGCAGGUCUUUGUUGGAGCUUGUAAGAAGCCACCUCGGUUGUCCCGUCUUUAGUUCGCGUCCACGUAUUGUCUCUGUUGGAUGAGACAGGCCAACGUGUUCCAUCCUGCAACACCACAUGCUGCUAUUUUAACACUAACGCCCCUUUUCUCUCGGUGUAAUUCCACUGUUAGGUACCAAGUAUGAACGUGCAUGUUUGAAAACACUCGCCACGUCGUGUCUUUUAUGAUUUUCGUCCUGCACGCUCCUCGUCUUUGAGACGAAAUGCCGCAUCAUGUUUUUUAAAAUGUUUGCCGCUGCUUCUUUUCUAGAAGCUUUUGGUAUCACCCGGUGGGGUCCCUGCACGAACGAAGGCCGCGUUCAUAGCCAGCGAGUCCGGUCCCUUUGGUUUGUGUGCUGAGCACUGAACAGUUAAAGAAAAAAACGGGUAACUUUGCUAUUUUUCAACUGGAUGACGGUGUUUUUGAAGUUGGUCCGACGCCUUUUUAAAGGAGUUAAUUUAUACCUCUCGCUUGGUCCGGUUACUUUUUCUAAUAUUCAUACUCUCCAACACGGGCACUCCGCAAACCGACCCGACAACGGAGCGAGAAAAGGUCGUCUGGCGCUUUAUUACCAAUCUGCCCCCCCCCCCCUCCCCGAGUGAUGACAUCACGGACCAAUUCAAAGUCAAGUAAAUCGUUUGUUUCAAUGAGGAUCGACUCACUGCCAUCCGUCCCUCGCGCCCCUCGUGUAGUUCACGUCUCAGCGGGUUCCUCUGCGUUCAACACUCAAAGAUUGUGUUGUUUUUUUGACUAUUUCUACAAACGGGUCCGUUGGAGUCUUUUUCCUCGUUCGGUCGCAGCGCGGCGAAGCGUCUUCAGGAGGUUGUGUGUGAUUUUGUGGUGCUUUCUAUAAAUGACGACAAGGUGAAACAGAGAAAGUUGGAUACAGAGAAGAUGUUGAAGGAGGAUGAGGUUGUGCUCUCACAGGUCUUUGGACAUCAGUAACCCUAAAAUCAAAACAACUCUUAUUUCAUUUUUAAGAACGUAACCUGACUUUUUUUUAAAUAAGGUGUCAUUUCAAAACCGGGACUCCAAGGCUUCAUGUUUCCCUUCAGGAGUUAUUCUUCCUGCCCAAAUGAGGGGGGGGCAGUAGAUUACUACAUGAAUGACACGUCCAUCGUGGACGUAAGGCUGUAGCUGGGGACACUUUCACGUUGGUCACAGGAGACGUUUCAGCUGGUAACAAUCUGCUGGCUCACCACGAAAUGCUGCCAAAUCCGAGACGCUUAAAUGUUUGUUUGUCUUCACAUCGGGGAGCUGUUGUCUCGCUGCGGUGGUUGAUGUCCCUCGUUGCCCCCUGGGCUCCCCUACGGUCAUCAUGUUAACUGAGAAAAGGGGUCGAUGAGUGGCAAACGCAACGCUAAGCUUCAGAAAAUGUCUGUUUCAGACACUUGAACACUACAGAGGAUCCGUCAAUGAGUUCCAUCUAGAAUGAGAUGCUCGGGACUCACAGCGGCUAACGUUGCUCCCGCUCUUCAAUCUCCAACAGAUUGGUGCUUCCAUCUCGCCAACCAGGCUCACAGCGUGUGUGCUCAUCACUCCAAAAAGGGACAAUGUGUUAUACGGUUUCCUUAACGCAUCUUACACACGUUUUGAAAAUAUAUAUAUAUUUUUUUGGGUUGUUUUAAGUGAAUUGUCCUUAAUCACAGAAUGUACCGUAUUCUCUCACUUCUCCCGUUUCUUUAAAAAGUUUCAACUCUAAUUCCCUGAUGGAUUUCUACCCUGUGAUCUAUGCAAGAUAAGCUCUGGUGUCCCCCGCUGCCCCCCCUGCCCCCCCCCCCCCUCCUGCUGAAAGAUGUGUAAAUACUGUAAAAAGAGAAAAGGGAAGAGAUGGGUCUAAAAUGCCGAGGUAUGUGGAAAAAGCCACCCGGACAGAAUGAACAUCAUGCUAAAAAUACUGUACUGAUGAAUGUUGUCAGAAAUAUUUUUCUAUAUUUUGAAAUCAUUAGAAAAACAAAGAACAAAAAUACAAUGUGGGCGAAAAGCUGUCAGAAGAACACUACAAAGGGAAUGUUUCUAUUAAUUUAUAAAUUCUUUGCCUAGCAACAUG